AUGGAGGCUAUCUUAUCUUCCAACUUCAGAGAUUUUGGAAUGGGGCCUCGGCGGGAGAUCACAUUUCCCAUGUUUGGGGAUGGGAUAUUCAACCAGGACGGACAUGAGUGGAAGCAAUCACGAGAGCUGCUUCGACCACAGUUCCACUUCAAGGAGUAUGCGGACUUGGGAAUGUUCAGUGACGCUUGCGACAAUCUCUUGGACAACAUACCAGCUUCCAGUAGGGUUGUGGAUCUUCAGCCCCUUUUCUUUCGCCUCACUCUAGACGUCACAACAGCAUUCUUAUUCGGGGAGUCAAUAGAAAGUCUCAAGGCCCCAGAAAAUACCGGAAAGCAGACAUUUGCGGAGGCCUUCAACGUAGCACAAGAAUACAUUGCCAAGCGAUUUCGACUUCUUGAUCUGUAUUGGCUAGUUGGAGGGAAGGAAUUCCGAGACGCGUGCGAGAAAGUGCGCUUUUUGGCAGACCAGAUCAUUGAUCGCAAUCUCUCACAUGAGAUGACAGAAGAUGAAGGGAGGAAAUAUGUUUUCCUGCGGGCAAUGGCCAAGAAAUCUCCAGAUCGGAACGCGCUGAGAAGUCAAAUAAUCAAUAUCCUAACUGCGGGUAGAGAUACGACAGCUUGUCUUCUCUCUUGGACCUUCUUCCUACUUAUCAGACAUCCACAAGUCCUCGAAAAGCUCCGGGUUGAGAUUUCUGAACUCAACGGCAACACAGAUUUGACCCGAACUGACCUUCGAAAUGUGAAGUAUCUUCAGCAUGUACUCAAAGAAACCCUUCGACUUUAUCCUCCCGUGCCUGUCAAUGCACGAACUGCUCUGUGCACCACUGUCCUUCCAACUGGCGGUGGACCAGAUCGCACAUCUCCAGUUCUCAUUCCUAAAGGCAGCUCUGUCGCAUACAGUGUAUACACAAUGCAUCGACUGCCCGAUCUAUAUGGCAUGGACGCUGAGCUCUUCCGUCCCGAAAGAUGGGACGAGCCGAUGGGGUUGAGCCAGAACGAGACGAAUUCGAAAUGGGGAUAUUUGCCUUUCAAUGGUGGGCCACGGAUAUGUCUCGGAAUGGACUUUGCGCUCACUGAAGCGGCGUACACGGUUGUAAGGAUUAUACAGAAGUUUCCAACGAUUAAAUUGCCUGGGGGUGAGCUUGUAGAGCUAGUAGGAGUUGAAAAGCAGCGAAUUACGAUGGUAAUGUCCAUAACAGGCGGGUGUAAUGUUGAGCUGCGACAGUAG
Venustampulla echinocandica is the source of this 1227-nucleotide messenger RNA. RefSeq lists its product as uncharacterized. The transcript has 4 exons. Bases 1 to 1227 code for a protein of 408 amino acids. Gene Ontology annotation, molecular function: oxidoreductase activity, acting on paired donors, with incorporation or reduction of molecular oxygen; heme binding; monooxygenase activity. The record is from RefSeq and is a predicted model, not a curated record. Lineage: Eukaryota; Fungi; Ascomycota; Leotiomycetes; Helotiales; Pleuroascaceae.